Molecule: messenger RNA, 5903 nt
Organism: Dufourea novaeangliae
Lineage: Eukaryota; Metazoa; Arthropoda; Insecta; Hymenoptera; Halictidae
Exons: 3
Coding region: 1-4902 (1633 amino acids)
Source: RefSeq, a predicted model, not a curated record
AUGGAGUCGGAGCAACGAGGACGGGCUUCGCGGGCGUCGUCUACGUCGAGCCUCGGACGCGAGGUCCGUUGCGGUUGUCAGUACUACCAGAGCGACUCGCUUCUGCCGGAACGACGUGCUCUUCUCGGUAGACCGCCGUCCAGGACGAUGCAGCAGCCGCCUGCGGUCCGCUGCAGCGAGCACGAGUACGAACCGAUCGCGGCGCCGACGCCACGACCGGCGUUCGCGCCGGUCGUGAGGAUCACCGACACGGACGUGAUGCCCGUCGCUGACAGCGACGAAAGCAUCGACGACCGUUCGCGUUUGCCGCCCGAGCUGACGCAGGCCGGCGAUGUACGGCUACCGUUGGACGGCAAGAUCGAGGACAACGCGAUGGAGGGCCGGGAACUCGGCGAGACCGGCGGCGACACAUCCGAGGAGAUGGAAACGCCGCAACAGCUACAGGAUCGUCUGGAGGAGAGGUUCCUGAGCGCCCCGACCCCCGGUGCCGAGUCAAGGACGGACGGCGAGGUCAACACUAGUCAGGUAGACUCGUUGGCAUUGGAGGAGCUGCCGUUGCGUCGCGGUGCCCGCGGUCUGCCCCAACGACUAAAGACGCAGGCCGGAAAGCUGCGCACACGUUUGCGGAACAUUCAACGUCCGUCGUUCGCGUUCGCGGACAAACCGAAACCGGAGAAACCGCGAUCGGCCAGUAGCGGUCGUUCGGACCGAUCCAGAACCGAGAAACGACCGAGCCGUAUGGAGAGGAUCAGAUCGUCGUUCUCCGAUCGGCCGCGAUUCAGCCUGCCGAAUCGUCCGAGAUUCUCGUUACCGGACCGUUCGAAGUUCCAUCUGCCGGAACGGCCGAAGUUCAAUCUGCCGGACAGACCGAAGUUCAAUCUAAAGAAACCGAAUAUACGGCUGCCGAACGCGUUGACACGCGCGAAGAAACCACCGUCGGACGAGCAACGGUCCACGGACUCGACGAUCGGUUCACGUCGGAACAUCUUCGAUUUUUCCACGUAUCCCCGUAUAUUCGACAAGAAAUCGAAAACGAAAGGCGAGUAUGCGACGUCCACGCCGAAGGACUCGCGAGCACAAUCCGCGGAGAGCUCGACGUUGCCCAGAGCGCAAAAAGGCGCGGCGCAGAAUUGGGCGCAGAGAUUCGAGGAGACCGCGUACAUCGAUGAGGAUCGUUCGGACGCGGAGACAGCGGCCGAGAGAUCCCGACCGUGGCGACAUCCGUCGCUGGAGCAACCGAGAUUGUCCAUCGGGGUCGCGGACGAGGCGUUGGCUUCGAUGCCCUGGGAGGAGAAACGUAGGCAACAACAGUUACAGUACACGGAGUACGAGGAGUCCGUCGAGACGUCGGAUCGCCAGGCUCCACCCACAUCGGAGACCUCGAGAACGGAGGGGGAGGAGUCGUACGACGGGGAACGAAUCGAGUUGUCCGAGCCGAGACUGUACGCCGAACGGGACAGGAAGGAACGUAUAGAGGAGGACAGGGAGGAUUGGGUGCUGGAGAAACAGAUGGUCGAGGAGGAUUUUCGACCGAUCCCACGAUCACGAUCCCUGGAAGAAGUGAUGCGCGCCCGGGGUGACGAGCAAUAUGAGGGCUUCGCGAUGGUCGAUCCGAGAAGAUACGGUGUCCACAAGACCCCGUCGGAGGAGGAGGAAGAGUACGAGGAAGAGAUGGAGGAGGACGAGGAGCUUGAACCGUCGUCCGCGCAGUCGGACAGGGAGCAACAACAUUCGAGCGGUAGCUCGUGCGAUCGACGUAGACGAGGUGUAAUAGAGGAGAUCGAUUCCGACGAGUUUUUCCUGCGUGAGAGCGGGCUCAGUCAGGGCGACAUGAACCUGGGCAAGUAUCUCACCCACGAGAUACGAGACGCCCUACGUGCGGAGGCGGGAAACGCGCUCGCUGACGAGGACAUGAUGCCCGUUCCUCCGCAACGUCCGAUGCGUAAGAGGGCGUUACGAAAGCAACCGCCGGAGGGCCUGGCCGAGUCCUACGACGCGUUGCCGCCGGUCAGGCCGAAACGGGACCAGAACAGGGUCCGUCGAAGCGAGUCCGCGGACGAACCGUAUCGUGAACGGACCAGAAGCGACUCCAGGCACCGUGUGGUGUACCAGGCGGAGGAUAUCCAAGACCUCGGCCCGCCGGAGCCGCUGGACGAUAUAGUAGUGGUGAAACCGAUACGCAGGAAGUCGAGGUCCUCGCAGCGCAGCCAGUCCCAGGUGCCAUCGGAACCGACCAGGCCACCGUCGCCAACACCACCGACCCCACCUGUGGUCCCCACGAGGCGGAAACGUUUCCGCAAAGACACGUUACCGUCAGCGGAAAGACGAAACGGAGAGGCGGUGCCUGUCUGCAACGGUCACACCGAGUGGACGGGAGCCGACUCGAUCCCCGAGAAACCAAUGGCGUUGCCUCACACAGCAUUGGAUCAACUGCCAAUAGAGCAAGUAGUGUACAUGGCCGGGGACAUCAUGACGACCAGCGAGGAACAGAUUCAAAAGCGGUUACAGGACGACGAGUACAUGGAGCCAGCCCCGGUUCCACCGAAGAGGAGAUCGAGAUCCAGAGGUACUUCCAUCGCCCAGGACGAGGACCGCACCUCCCACGGCGCGGAAUCGUUGCCGGAAGCCGGUUACGUGGAAGAGGACAUUCCACGGGAUGACAUCGAUUUCGGACGUGACCUCUCCGGUUACGCGAUCAUCGAGAAACGGGAGAAACCACCGAGACCGCCGCCGCCAAGACGGAAAAAAGAGAAAUUCGCGACCACCCCAAGAACCGUCAUGCCGAAACGGCCACAGCGUGCUUACAGCACCCUCGGUCCAGGAAGGACACGGGAGUCUGACAUGCUGUCAGAGACGUUCGUCGAGACAUGGGAAACAACCGAGUCCGCGCCGUACAUCGAGAUCGAUUCCGACGACGGCGAGCAAAAGGAUCUUCGAAGCACCGAUGUGCUCAGCAAGAUGCAGAGACGUCCCCUACCAGCCCCGCCCAGACCACCAAGAGUUAGGAAAGAAAGAUCAUUGGACAGAUCCACCCCGGUCACGCAAGAAUUCUCUAUGGAGACCACGGCGGCCACGCAAACGGACCCGUUGCCCGACGACAUGGUUAUCGAGGAAGAAGUGACCCAAGCGAAGCUGAUCGUCGCCCCGUCUAGAUCCGGCUCUCAGAUCAUGGUGUCCACCGAAAGGAUACCAACCGUAUCUGCGCCACCUGUCCCGCCUUUACCGUUGUCGCAACAACGUUCACGAAAAGAAGAACAGACGGGACCCACGUACGACACCGUCUCCCUAAAAGCUCCCUCCCCACCGAGAGAACUGGAAACACUGGAGGACAGGCAUCUGUCAGCACCGCACUUGGAACCAUCUCGCGAGGAACCGGCUCGGGAUGAAGAAGCGCUCAUACGAUCCAUUCGUUCCGCCCUGUUGUCCGACGAACCGGUACGAAUCAGCAACCUAGAAGUAGGGGACCUUAGAGUGGAUCGAUUGAGCGUGUCGCAGAUCGAGGCGGGAAAGAUCAUAGCGUCGGAGGUGGACGCGUUAGUAAUCACCGCGUCCGAAUUGAAAAACAUAGGCGGCGGCCUCGAGGAGAGUGUGUCCCCGUCGAUUAUCCGGGAACUGAUCGCCAUAAGAAGCCAUCUAGAGACCGUGGCCGCGUCCCGUGUUCAAGACGACCAGAGGCGUUCGAUCGAGGCGACGGAAAGAAAGACAGACAUUCCGGUCACGGACAGGCACAGCAUACCAUCCCGGGAGCCACAGGAUCAGACCACCACCCUUCGACAGAGCCCCGCGGAUCCCGGGGAUGAAAUGCCGAGCGACGAUCAAAAGGUUGUUAACAGAGAAGUAAUCGAAGCGAGGGACAGAAAACCAUCCAUAACACACACACUAACGGUCGCACAAGUAGAGAUCAAGGAAAUGCCGAUAACACAUCAUACAAUAUCAGUCGUUCGUGUAGACUCUAACGACAGCGAUAAUAUCCCUAGCACACAUUCAUCCCCAGUCCCAAAGAGUAUUGAGGAUAAGCCGUUACGAAUUUCUGAUUCAGAAACCCCCCUUUCUUUGAGCACGGGCACCGCUAAGGAGCCGAACGUGGACGAACCCCGCGCGUCCCCUCCCUCGUCCAUAGAGACUGCAGAACCGGUCACGGAGUCAGGGCUACCUUCGGAGCGGAAGCAACGUUCGCGGUCGGCCAGCGAAGAACAAGAACCGAUCGAGUCAAUACCACCGGUGGAAUUCGCGAGGUUACAGGGAGAGCCCAGAGACAGGGAUAGUUCCCCCGAUGGAUGCUUCCCAGGUACCGAGCAAAAGCCACGGAAGUCCAGAUCAAGAUCACCGUCCCCCAUAGGUAUCGGCCGCACGCGACAAACCGCUUCCCCUGUGCGAUCGUUGCCGCCCGCGAUUUCCGUGACGCCGGACACACCGGACACUGUCAUGAGUCACGGUAUCAGCAGCAACGAAACACAACCGCAACGGGCCAUUAUCUCGUACUCCUCGCACGCGGAGCUGUCGGACAGGGAGAGCCAAAGGGAGUCCUCCCAAUCACCGAUAACCUCGUUCCCUAUAAGCGGGACCCAUCUCAUAGCGUUCCCAGUUACCGAGGUUCCAGCUCAUUUUCUAUCCCUGGCCUCGCCGCCGAAUCAGCGUACGACCGUCGAGCCAAGUGUCGCCGACAGUGCCAGACAAUUGCUAAGAGUUCUCCGGCUGGCCGGUAUAAAGGCGAUGAGACACUUUGUAGGUUAUGUGUCAUCAAUGGCGGGCGUCGAGGAAACGCGGGAAAAGAUCCGCGAAGUGGAGUUAACGUUAUGCGCCCUCCUACUUCUGAUCGUAUGCAUGCUGAUAUUCUUUUUCAGUAACACACGAACAGUGACGCAUCAUCAUCAUUGGGAUUACUUCAAUCCACCGAAAUAACACGCGGCGGAAUGCAAUUUCACACGAAGGUACUGUAACGGCCUCCUUAUAAUAGCGCUUCGUCGCUACCACAUGACGUAUAACGUGGACUUACGUCAUACACGUCACACAUUCUGUAUUUUCCCCGUUCUCCCUCUGACACACGCUUAUUGCUGUCCCUAUUUUGUUUCCGUCGGAAACGGUGAAACGAGUGGUCCAGCGAAUAAGACGAUCGCAAAAUCGUGUUCUUUGACUCCCUACGAACCGAGCUGCGCGAUUAUUAUGGAGAGAAUACUGUACCUGUGAUAUUGCACACGAUCACGACGUGAUGUACAUGUUUGGGGAACCGGGGUGGAUUAUUUAAGUAUUUAAGCGUGUCUUGCUUGUUGGAACGAAUCGACGGUGAAAAUAAAGAGGACACACGAAAUAUGAUCCUCGUUCAAUUUGAUAUUUUCGAGAACAAAAGGAAAUACCGAGGUACAAGUUUGGGGAUAAUAUACAAUAUAACGGAUGGGUGUCACCUCGAAUAGCUCAAUGCUCUCUAUUAAAAAUCCUUAUUCUUAUAAACUGAUUUUAUAUAUUCAAGAUUGAAUUUUUAGAAGAAACACUGUAAACAUUGGUAACAUAAAAGAGGAUAGAGCUAGGAUCUUUAUAAGAUGAUAACGAUUAAGAAUGUAAGAAAUUGUAACGAUUUUUGUCGAACAAUUUUGAUAGUCCUGUCCUCCAGUUGAACAACGUAUUUACAGGAAAGUACGAGUCAUACAUAACUAAUAACAAUAUGGAGAACAAUGAUUCUCAUAAUCUGAAAAUUCUUAAUGAUGCUACAUACGACGACGAAUGAUUGAUAUCUGUGAGAAAAUGACAGUUGCGAAUAAUUUGUUACGAGAUUACUUGUACUUAAUGACUAAGUGCCAAAUAUGUAUAAAAUCGAUAUAUGUUAAUUACAAAUACCUAUUACUGAAACCAGCAUUUUAACAACCAUUUCAUUCUUUACUGAUACAAAUCAUAAGCAGUAACACUCA